AUGUCUGGGCGCCCUAAAAUCCUUAUUCCUUCUCUGCAGCAAAUCACAAGCAAUCCUCACUUCAUUGUGAACGGGAUCAGUCCAACAGACAUCUGCCAAGGCGUACUUGGGGACUGCUGGCUGCUGGCUGCCAUUGGCUCCCUUACCACGUGCCCCAAACUGCUGUACCGUGUGGUACCCAGGGGGCAGAGCUUCAGGAAGAACUACGCUGGCAUUUUCCAUUUUCAGAUUUGGCAGUUUGGGCAGUGGGUGGACGUGGUGGUGGACGACCGGCUGCCCACCAAGAACGGCAAGCUGGUGUUCGUGCAUUCCGCUGAGCGCACUGAGUUCUGGAGUGCCCUGCUGGAGAAGGCAUAUGCCAAGCUGAACGGGUCCUAUGAAGCACUGUCGGGGGGCAACACCGUGGAGGGCUUUGAGGACUUCACGGGGGGCGUGACCUAUAGCCUCCAACUCCAGAAGCCCCCUCGGAACCUGCUGAGGAUGCUUAGGAAGGCCGUCGGGCGAUCCUCCCUCAUGGGCUGCUCCAUCGAAGUCACCAGCGAUACCGAGUUGGAGACCUUGACCCAGAAGAUGCUGGUGAGGGGGCAUGCUUACUCCGUGACCGGCCUCCAGGACGUCUCGUACCAAGGCAGGACAGAGACCCUGAUUCGGGUCCGGAAUCCCUGGGGCCGGAUCGAGUGGAACGGAGCCUGGAGUGACAACGCCAGGGAGUGGGAAAACGUGGCACCCGACGUCCAGAAGCAGCUCCUGCUCAGGAAGGAGGACGGGGAGUUCUGGAUGUCCUACGAGGACUUCCUGGACAACUUCACGCUGCUGGAGAUCUGCAACCUGACGCCCGAUGCCCUCGCUGGGGACCACAAGAGCUACUGGCACCCCACCUUCUAUGAGGGCAGCUGGAGGCGUGGCAGCAGUGCGGGGGGCUGCAGGAGCCACCUUGACACGUUCUGGAGCAACCCCCAGUUUAGGAUCUCUCUCCCCGAGGAGGACGACGACGAUGACCCAGAGGACGACCAAGCCGUCUGCACCUGCCUGGUGGCCCUGAUGCAGAAGAACUGGCGACGGGCGCGGCCCCAAGGAGCCCAGCUGCAGACCAUUGGCUUUGUCAUCUACAUGGUCCCAAAAGAGUUUCAGAACAUCCAGGAUAUUCGCUUGAAGAAGGACUUCUUCAUAAAGUAUCAGGACCAUGGCUUCUCAGAGAUCUUUACUAACUCACGUGAGGUGAGCAGCCAUCUCCGGCUGCCUCCGGGGGAAUAUGUCAUCAUUCCCUCCACCUUUGAGCCACACAGGGAUGCUGACUUCCUGCUUCGGGUCUUCACAGAGAAGCACAGCGAGUCCUGGGAACUGGAUGAAGCCAACUAUGCUGAGCUACUCCAAGAGGAGAAAUUCUCUGAGAAGGACAUAGAUCAGGACUUCAUACACUUGUUUGAGAUAGUGGCAGGAGGAGAGGGCAAGGAGAUCGGCAUGUAUGAGCUACAGAAGUUGCUCAACAAGGUGGUCACCAAACUCAGAAACUUCAGGACCACGGGCUUCGGCCUAGACGUGUGCCGCUGUAUGGUCAACCUCAUGGAUAAAGAUGGCUCUGGCAAGCUGGGGCUUCACGAGUUCCAGAUCCUGUGGAAAAAAAUCAAGAAAUGGACGGACAUCUUCCGAGAGUGUGACGAGGACCACUCAGGCAGCUUGAACUCCUAUGAGAUGCGCUUGGCAAUCGAAAAAGCAGGCAUCAAGCUGAAUAACAAGGUGUCGCAGGUGCUGGUGGCCAGGUACGCAAACGACGACAUGAUCGUGGAUUUUGACAGCUUCAUCAGCUGCUUCCUGAGGCUGAAGGCCAUGUUCACUUACUUUCUGUCCAUGGACCCCAAGAAUACUGGCUAUAUUCACCUGAAUCUGAACCAGUGGCUGCAGACAACCAUGUGGGGAUAGAGGAGCUCCAGGAGCCUGGCUCCCAUCACCACCACCACCAGUGUGGGGCUUCUGGCCCCAGAGCAGGGCCUUCCUUGCUGUGCUCGCCUCUGCAGUCUCUGCUGAUGGAAUGGGCUCCAGCUAGAAGCACCCGGGCCCCGGAUGCUGAGCUUCGUCCA
Leptonychotes weddellii (Weddell seal) is the source of this 2078-nucleotide messenger RNA. The record is from RefSeq and is a predicted model, not a curated record. NCBI's taxonomy places the organism in Eukaryota, Metazoa, Chordata, Mammalia, Carnivora, Phocidae.